AUGUCUUGGCUGAUGUUAGAGACCUUUGGGCUGGUCUGCACGGUAUUUGUACUGCUGUAUUAUUAUUCCUUGUCGAAAUUGAAUUACUGGCAAAGACGUGGCAUCAAAGGGCCAAAGCCUCUUCCGUUUUUCGGAAAUUUCAAGGAUGUUCUGCUUGGAAAAAUUUCGACCACCGACUGUUUCCACAAAGCGUACAACGAGUACAAGGAUGAACCGCUGAUCGGAGUCUAUGGGGGCCACGAUCCGUUGCUGAUUGUGAAAGACCUGGACUUGGUAAAAGACGUUCUCAUUAAAGAUUUCUCCAAGUUUGCACACAGGACCCAUCGUGCUGUACGAGAGGUUGAACCUCUGUCGGAGCAGUUAUUCAGACUGGAUGCAGAAAGAUGGCGUGGCCUAAGAGUCAAGAUGUCGACUUUCUUCUCGACAGGGAGACUAAAGGACAUGUUCGACUUGAUGAAACAGUGCUCGGAAGAUUUCGAUAAGUACCUGGAAAAGCUGGUAGAUAAGGGUGAACCGGUCGAGUUUCGUAACACUGCAGCUAAAUUCACCACUGCCGUGAUCAGUGCUUGCGUCUUCAGUAUCCAAUCGAACUCUCUGUCUGACGAAGACUGUGAGUUUCGUAAAAUGAGCAAGAAAGCCCUGAGUACGAACCUUUCGCAGUUCCUCAACGACAGAAUGAGGGAAUAUCCAUUCCUGUUUAAGAUUUUUGGACGAUUCUUUGUCGAUCACGAAGUUACUAAUUUCUUCUCGACUGCUGUCAAGGAGGCUAUGGAUUACAGGGAUGAUCACGAUAUUCAUACACGGGAUUUCAUUGAUAUCUUGGCUGAUGUGAGAGCUCACCCGGAGAAAGUUAAUCUUAAAGAAGCAGACAAUUUGUUCCUGACAUCCCAAGCUCAGCUUUUCUUCCUUGCUGGCUCCGAGAAUGCGUCGCUAACGAUCAGCAAUGCUUUGUACGAGCUUGCGUGGAAGCCAGCCAUUCAAGAGAAAGUUCGAGCUGAAAUAUUGCAGGUCUUAAAAAAGACUAACGGAGAGAUCACAUACGACGGUGUAGAAGAAAUGAAAUAUCUGAAUGCAUGUUUGCUAGAAACGUUGAGAAUGUACCCAGUAUUACAAUGGUUAUCCAGGUCAGCAAUGGAGGAUUACACGUUCUCAGGAACAAAGCUCACUAUUCCGAAAAAUCAACAAGUCUUUCUACCCGUAUAUUCGAUUCAUAGAGAUCCAGAUAUUUAUCCAAACCCGGAUGUCUUCGAUCCUGAAAGAUUCACCGAAGAAAAUAUGAAGACUCGACACCUAAUGUCCCAUUUACCAUUCGGCGAUGGCCCAAGACACUGCAGUGGUAUAAGAUUGGCCAAGAAACAACUGAAAGUUGGAAUGGUUACUGUCCUGUCGAAAUACAAGGUUGAGGUGUGCGAGAAGACUCGUAAAGAAUACAAAGUGGAUAAGAGGCAAUUGUUCCUUCUUCAACCUGCUGACGGAGUGCACCUGAAGUUAACGAAGCUCGCCGCGUAA
Eufriesea mexicana is the source of this 1509-nucleotide messenger RNA. RefSeq names its product cytochrome P450 6B1. Gene Ontology annotation, molecular function: heme binding; iron ion binding; oxidoreductase activity, acting on paired donors, with incorporation or reduction of molecular oxygen. Lineage: Eukaryota; Metazoa; Arthropoda; Insecta; Hymenoptera; Apidae. The transcript is spliced from 5 exons. The coding region runs from base 1 to 1509 and encodes 502 amino acids. The record is from RefSeq and is a predicted model, not a curated record.